Messenger RNA from Ailuropoda melanoleuca (giant panda), 4106 nucleotides. RefSeq names its product solute carrier family 25 member 28 (gene SLC25A28). Gene Ontology annotation, cellular component: mitochondrial membrane. Lineage: Eukaryota; Metazoa; Chordata; Mammalia; Carnivora; Ursidae. Gene Ontology annotation, biological process: iron import into the mitochondrion. The record is from RefSeq and is a predicted model, not a curated record. The transcript is spliced from 4 exons. The coding region runs from base 2975 to 3772 and encodes 265 amino acids. Gene Ontology annotation, molecular function: ferrous iron transmembrane transporter activity.
ACUGAGGUGAAUCAGACCCUGAAUAGGAUCUUAAUGGCUUGAGAUGUUCUCUGGGCGACUGCUUUUACAAGCUUCUUGCUGUGUCUUCCCUUAAAGGUGAUGGGGCAGGAACCGUAAUCUGAAAUCUCAGCUAGAUAAAGUAUUUCGUUAUUAGAUCUUAACCCAUGAGUUAGAGUGGAAAUCAUUUGUGCAGUCAGAAUUCAUAGUUCCAGACUGGAAGUAAUUUGGGAAAGACCAUGUUCAGGAAAAGGUUUCGGUUUCUCUGCAGCAAGCAUGAUACCCCACCUAUUUCCUGAACAUGAAAACUAAACUGGGAUUAGGAUUUCGUAUGUGCAGGGAGCACAUCAGCCCCCAGAGAAGAGAUGGACCUGACAGUGUAUUUCUUUAGCCACCUGAAGUUGACAAAAGGGGAAAGUUGUCUAGAGGGGAAGCAUAACAAUAUUGAAAAUGAAAUGGGAUCAACAUGAAGGUAUGAUUCCUGUGAAAGUAAAAACUAACUGCAACCACGACCAAGCGGACUGAUUAGUGGGUAAAGAAGUCAGGUGCUUUUGAAGAAAGCUAGGUGAAAAAGGGAACAGAUUGUUCUUUACAGUUCUUAUUCUUGUGCAUUAGCAAAGGUACCAACCUCUGAAAGUGAGGACUAAAUUGAAUGAAAAGUAAAUUCAAGGGGACUGUUGAAAUAAAUGUAUUGACAGAGACUGAUGCCUCCUUUACAUGUUAGGGGUAAUAGUCAAACAGUAUCCUCACAGCUCUUUGAUGUGUGUUUUUUCCUCAAAUUAGGAAAGUGUUACAUAUCCAAAAGGAGAGAGUAUUGAGUUGGGAAAUACGAAGUCUUUUCUGCUUCUCCCUGGUUCUGGUACUCUCACAUGUUUUCAUUAGUAGUGUGGAUGAAGGAAUGGGGAAAGUGCUCAUUGAGCUUUGUGAAUGACAUUGAGUUGAUAGUUUUCUAGCACAUUGCAAGGCAACUCCUACCAACAGCUAUAGCUAUUGAAACUGGUAGAGGCGCUUGGUUAAAAUGGAUAUUAGAAUUUUAAAUACCCUUGUCAAUUGAGGGAAAUAGAAAUAAACAGUAAAAUCCAUGCAAGAGAAGUAAGGAAAUGGUUAAUGCUCUAACAAUAUUAAAAUGUAAAGUGGGUAAGUACAAAUAAAAAGAUUCAGACAUUUAUGUAGUAAAGUCUAGGUUGAAUGACUGUGAGUUGUUGAUGCUAUAUAUCCAAAAAAUUAAAAUGACCUAACUGCAAAGUAAAGUAACUUCAUUAUACUUAGUGAGUAGAGAGCAGGGUCUAGGGUGCUAUGUUUCAGGAUGGGUAUCAAAUGAAAACUAGAUCAAGGAAAGCAAUGAAAAUUAUUUAAUGACUUGAAAAAUACAAUGUAAUAAUGUGACUGACUUAGAAAUAUGAUUAUAGCUAAUCAACUUAAGUGUUGUCCCAUUACCCUGGGAGGCUAUCUCCUUAUUCCAUAUAUUUACAUAAUGUUAUUGUUGCUGCAAAUAUUUUAUAGAUUCCUCUGUUAGAAAUGCCUCUAGAAUAUUUGGGUGAAUGUUCUUAAAGAGGGCAAAUUUUUGUAACAAAACGGAGGUUUUUUUGUUUUGCUUUAGUAACAGACCAUUUGGAAUCAAAAAUGAUAGAUAAGGUGGAAGAUCAAAGAGAAGGUAGGACCAGAAAGCAAGGAGAUUGAUUUAUUCUUGAGGCUGAUAAACCCACUGAGGGAACACUUCUGAAAGAGGAGUUUCAGAAAUAUUUUGCAUAAUCACAGCAUUGCUGGAAUAAGUUACUUCUAGCCUUCCAAGGUAACUGUUUUGAAGAACAGUUCUUAAAUCAUUUACAUAAACUUUGAAAUGUUUGUUUUUAAAAAAUUAAUCAUAUGACAUUACAGCCAUACCUCAGAGCCCUAUAUUAAAGAAAUAAUUAUUUGAUCCAGAGGGGAAAAAAUGCCCAAGAGUCUUCAAAGAUACAAAAGCUCAUUUUAUAAGACUCAUUUUCAUUUGCCGUUAAUGCUGGGAUUUACAUGACUAGAGGGAACAGCUAGGUGAGACCAGCAGGAUUUAAUGUCAGUGGGAUGUUAGACGUUGUUGUGCAGACAUGAAAGUAAAAUUCGAAUCUCUUCCUUCAGAAAGGACUUCCCAGUUCACUUGUCCCAGGGCUCCCCAAUUCCUCUUUUACCAUAAAUGGUGGUGGAGAAGAAGAGCAGCCCAACCGUCCCUAAGUCUAGAGGCAGGUAACGGUAUUGGAGCCGAAACAGCAACCACAGUGUUUGCAAAUGAAAGUUAACAUUGCCUCUUGGCAUGCAAGCCUGUGCACCCCAGCCACUUAAUCAGGGUCAAGUUGAUUUAAAAUAUCCGUGGGAGGAAACUAGCACAACCUCGCUAGGCCAUAGUUAUUCAGCCAGCUAUUUACAUGGUCAUGACGGAGGUUUGCGAGUCCAAAUAUAUCCCAGUUUUCCUUUUCUGGGUCUCAGAGGCAAACACCAGACUUUAUCUAUAGGAAUAGGCUCCGCAGCGAAAUAGUCAGAAUCUUCUCAAAAUCAUCUGGCUAAGUACCCACCUGUCACCAAGAUGCUACUUUUUGGCUCUGUAACGAUGACAUAAAUAAUCUACUUACAUAAUAAGUUAAAGAGAGAAAGAGCAAGGGAAAUCUUUUCCAAACUCCAGAUGGAAAUGGUUAUCUCUACACAUUUACCAAUGAAAGGUUAGGAAAUGGAAACAUUGGCUUAUUUGACUUUCUUGUAUCUAACAAUAAUACUUAUUAUUCAAUAAAUGGCAGUUGUUCUUGUUUUCCAGCACUAACUGAUGUGCCUUACAUGUAUUUAUUCAUUUAAUCCUUGAAGCAAUUUCACGAAGUAUACACCAUUUUCAUUAUUUUACAGAUGAAGAAAAGGAAGCAAGUUAAGUGGCACCAUCAUGAUUUGAACCCAGUCUGACUCUCAGGCCUUCCAAUACAGCCUCCCAGAAGUAGAUUUCCAGAGCCAGACCCGGAUGCAGAGCCUACAGCCUGACCCAGCUGCCCGCUAUCGAAAUGUGUUGGAGGCACUCUGGAGGAUUAUAAGAACGGAGGGCCUAUGGAGGCCUAUGCGGGGGCUGAACGUCACAGCGACAGGCGCAGGGCCUGCCCAUGCCCUCUAUUUUGCCUGCUACGAAAAGUUAAAAAAGACACUGAGUGAUGUAAUCCACCCUGGGGGCAAUAGCCAUAUUGCCAACGGUGCGGCCGGGUGUGUAGCAACAUUACUGCAUGAUGCAGCCAUGAAUCCAGCAGAAGUGGUCAAGCAGAGGAUGCAGAUGUACAACUCACCAUACCACCGGGUGACAGACUGUGUGCGGGCAGUGUGGCAAAAGGAAGGGGCUGGCGCCUUUUAUCGUAGCUACACCACGCAGCUCACCAUGAAUGUUCCCUUCCAAGCCAUUCACUUCAUGACCUAUGAAUUCCUGCAGGAGCACUUUAACCCCCAGAGACGGUACAACCCCAGCUCCCACGUUCUCUCCGGAGCCUGUGCGGGAGCUGUAGCUGCUGCUGCCACAACCCCACUGGACGUUUGCAAAACACUGCUCAACACCCAGGAAUCCCUGGCUUUGAACUCAAACAUCACAGGACAUAUCACAGGCAUGGCUAGUGCCUUCAGGACGGUGUAUCAAGUAGGCGGGGUGACCGCCUACUUCCGAGGGGUGCAGGCUAGAGUAAUUUACCAGAUCCCCUCCACAGCCAUCGCAUGGUCUGUGUAUGAGUUCUUCAAAUACCUAAUCACCAAACGGCAAGAAGAGUGGAGGGCAGGCAAGUGAAGAGAAGCAGCAGAUAAUGCAGCCAGGGGCUCAGCACUGCUGCGUCCUGCCUGCUUCAGCCAUGUUCUCCGUCUCCUGGCGCGCUCCAGCCUUGAGUGGAGUUGGAGGGAAGGUAGAGGGUUCUCCCCAGGCUGUUGGUGUUUUGGCUAACACCAGUUCUGCCAACCUCUGUUGCCGCCACCUUUCCUUCCGGGCCCUAAGCAAGCGCAGCAAGCACACCACAGCACCUUUGACAACCUCUCUCCAUCCUGGGCCUGAUGACCUGCUCUAGACUGUUAUAGAGGGACAAGCAGCUCAUUCCCUUUGGUUCCUAAUAAAAAGCCUUUAAAUUAAA